AUGGAUCCCGAAAGCGACGUCAAGACCGGACAGGUCAAAGACGGCCCCGGUUCCGUGUCUAACGAGCUCCCCCUGAAGCCCGACGACGACCAAGGCGACCUGUACGAGCGACGGCUCUCGGAAGCGGAAUGGGCGAAGUUCGGACAGACGAAGCGCGGCCUCGAGCCUCGCCACGUGCAGCUCAUGCAGAUCGGCGGUUCCAUCGGAACAGGUCUCUUCGUCGGUAUCGGCGGCAGCCUGAGCAAGGCUGGUCCAUUGUCGCUGCUCCUGGGUUAUCUCUUCUGGGGCCUGCUGUUCAUCUGGCCCUGCAAUCUGUGUGUUGCUGAGAUUGCCGCUUGGUUGCCGGUCAGAGGCACCGUGUUUGAACUCGCUGGGAGAUAUGUCGAUCCUGCGCUCGGCUUUGCGAUGGGUUGGACUUAUUUCUUUGCCGGUGCGAUGCUGGUGUGUACUGAGUAUUCGGCUGUCGCGACCGUCAUGCAGUAUUGGAAUACGGACGUCAAUCCGGCCGUGUGGAUUACGAUGACUUUAGUGGUUUGCUUCCUUCUCAAUGUUGUGGCUGUCAAAUGGUAUGGAGAAUCAGAAUUCGUCAUGGCCUCGACUAAAGUUCUCCUUCUUAUCGGCUUGAUUCUUCUGACGUUCAUCACCAUGGUGGGAGGCAACCCCAAACACGAUGCUUAUGGUUUCCGUUAUUGGAAGAACGGCCUUGCUACACAUCCAUACUAUGCGAGUGGCAGUACCGGCCGCUUCCUAGGCUGGUGGAGUGUUGUCAGAUACGCUGGUUUCACGAUUGCGGGCCCGGAUCUCAUCGCCCUCGCAUCUGGUGAGAUCCAAAAUCCUCGACGAACGAUCCCCCGCGUUGCAAAACUCGUCUUCUACCGACUUGUCGGCUUCUACGUUGUGGGUGUCUUUGCUGUGGGCAUCAUUUGCUCGUCGCGAGAUACUCGACUUAUUGGGGCUAUCAAAGGAGGCGAUGUUGGUGCCGCUGCAUCCCCAUGGGUCAUCGGUAUCCAGAAUCUCGGUAUCACCGGACUGCCAGGCCUGAUCAACUUCUUGAUUCUCCUCUCUGGAUGGUCUUGCGGUAAUGCCUACCUUUACUCGUCUAGUCGAACACUCUACUCUCUUGCUCGCGACGGUCAGGCGCCAAAGUUUUUCAUGAAGUGCACGAAAUCCGGUAUCCCUAUCUACUGUGUGAUUGCAGUCAGCUUGAUCUCUUGCGUUACAUAUCUUGUGGCAUCCGACAGUGCGGUCAAGGUGUUCUUCUGGUUCGUGUCACUCACAACCAUCGCACUCAUCAUGACCUACACAGGUAUGCUCUGGGUAUUUAUCGGCUGGUACAAUGCCUGCAAGGCUCAGGGACUCGACCGAGACACUCUACCGUACAAGGCACCAUUUGCCCCUUACUCUGCAUAUUUCGCUAUCUUCAUUGCCUGCUUGGCGAUGCUGUUCAUCGGGUUUGACGUGUUUGUGCCAUGGGAUACUCAAGGAUUCGUGACAUCCUAUUUCGGGCUCGCAUUUGGCAUCUUCAUGUUCGUUUUCUGGAAGAUCUUCAAGCGCACCAAGUUUGUCAAUGCGAAGACUGCCGAUCUGUAUAGUGGCAAGGCUGAGAUCGAUCGCGAGUGCAGGCAUUGGGAGGAAGGUGGUCUGGAGGAGAAUGAGAAGAAGAGACUUGCGGAGAUGAGUGUUCUCAGGAGGAAUUGGGAAAAGUUAUGGUAA
Messenger RNA from Exophiala bonariae, 1713 nucleotides. RefSeq lists its product as uncharacterized. Gene Ontology annotation, molecular function: amino acid transmembrane transporter activity. The coding region runs from base 1 to 1713 and encodes 570 amino acids. Lineage: Eukaryota; Fungi; Ascomycota; Eurotiomycetes; Chaetothyriales; Herpotrichiellaceae. The record is from RefSeq and is a predicted model, not a curated record. Gene Ontology annotation, biological process: amino acid transmembrane transport. The transcript is spliced from 2 exons. Gene Ontology annotation, cellular component: membrane.